AUGGUAGUUGCCCAUACCGCUUUCUACAAAGCGAAAAUCUCCAUGGUCCAGUUUAUGUGCGAUGUGCUCAACGAACGUGCUGGUGCGUACCGUAAUCCGUCGUCCACCACUCGCAGCAGUUACGGCACAACUGCUCAGCCGGGACGCACAUACGGUACAACCCGAGGUGGCACUGCCACGAGCACCGGACGUGGUGGUUACCACACGUACCCGCCCAGGACCACACAUACUACGCCGCAGCGACAUGAAGAGCCACUUGGAAUGCUAUCGCCCAGCACCCUGUACAAGGAGUUCUCGCUGUCUAAUCACGAGAUGAAAAUCCUCGCCGAAGCAGUGAAGGGCAUAAAAAUCAGAAUAUCACACCGCAAGGGCGCCGUUCGUGUCUACCGUGUCAACAGCCUUCAAAUGCCAGCAGACCAACUCACGUAA
Molecule: messenger RNA, 429 nt
Organism: Ostertagia ostertagi
Lineage: Eukaryota; Metazoa; Nematoda; Chromadorea; Rhabditida; Trichostrongylidae
Source: the annotation of a GenBank genome assembly